Messenger RNA from Hydractinia symbiolongicarpus, 1372 nucleotides. RefSeq lists its product as uncharacterized. The transcript has 5 exons. Bases 114 to 1220 code for a protein of 368 amino acids. The record is from RefSeq and is a predicted model, not a curated record. NCBI's taxonomy places the organism in Eukaryota, Metazoa, Cnidaria, Hydrozoa, Anthoathecata, Hydractiniidae.
AUAAAAACAGUAGUCUAUAAAAGUAGAGGAUUUUUUGAUGAAGAAAACAUAGCAAGAUUAAUCAAAGGAAAGUGAGCUACAAGAAGAACUUGGAGAAGGAUAUUAUCGCAGCAAUGUAUAAAUUACCGAAUGAGAAUCAACAGCAACAGCAGGAAUUUCAAAAUCACGAAGCUGUCUUACCUCGUAUUAUUUCAUCUCCACGCUCUCGUGAAGUUGCAAAUAACUACAUUGACCAAGCACCUUUCGAAGACAAACUGAUUAUUACGCGCAUGCUCAAUGAAUGGAAUAGGGAAACAUUUCCAAUACAGGAAGCUAAAAAUGUUAUUAGACCUGAAGCUGUACCUGUGAUUAAAGAUUGGUUGAACACUGCUGAAGAUAAAGAAAUUGCUAUCGCUAAAAAUCUUUUGGCACAUCUCAGUGAAGAAAAGAAGCGUACUGAUGACGUGCAAACGCGAAAUAGCCCGCGACGACGAACAAGUGCAUCCCGAUCCGACAGUCGUCCUUCUUCUACUAGAUCAGGACAAAACUCAAAUAGUAAUAGCAGACCAGUUUCGAAUAAUGGAGGGCGUAAAGGCAGUAGACUUGGGUCAAGCAAUGGUGGCCGCAGAAGCAGUAGCUCAAAUCAACCACAACGCCCACCGCUACGGCCACGAACAAGUAUAACGUAUGGGUCCUUUUAUCCGCAACAAACUGAUGGCUUUGGGAACAACACUGGUGUCUUUAAUAUAGUACGUGGUCAACCAAGACCUAAAACAAUGCUUUCAAAAGCUCAACAGUAUCGUGAAAAAUAUCAUAACAAGGCACAGGAAUCUCCUAGGGAAGCUACCUUUAAUCCAGUUAACAGAUCUGGAGUAUUUGGUACUGUCAUUUUCCCAGUACAACAAGGAACAUAUAGUCGCCCAGGUACACGACAAAGCCGUCCUGGCUCACAAGCACUAGGACGUCGACCAUCAACACAAGGUCAGCUGCGUAAACAAAACUCAGAUGAAAGGCUUAAAUUUAGCGCCAAUCUUCAAAGCAAAGAUGACAUUCAACAGCUUGAUAUUGAGACUGACCGGUCUGAGGGUAACAACAAGCAACAAUCUGAAACACACAGAAGUAUCGAAGAAAAAAAAGAGCCUGUUAUGUAUUAUCCACAGCUAAAUACUUACAGGGAUUUAGGUUUGAAGAAACAUUGGCCUGGAAGACCAUAUCACAAUACCAAUUUGCUUUUGGGUUAAACUAAAGAGCUUCUGUAAAGACAAUUUCGCUGUACAUAUACUUUUCAUCAGAUGUGUUAUUUAAAAUAGGUUACCCACAUUUCCCUGUAUAUGUUCCUUUAAAGAUUUUGUAUAAGCAUUUAAAAAAAAGAAUCGUGCACACAAUAGUCAAA